UCUUUCUCCACUGCUUUAUAGGCAAUGAAACAUCACCAUGUUCAUCCACCUAAGGCAGGGAAGUCUGUCAGGGGAGGAGCAGCACAGAAGAGAAACAAGUCAGAGCAGCACCCAGAACUUGCCAGCAAAAAAGCAGAUGGAGGACAAAAACGGGGACAAGAAAAAGAAGUCACACGGACAGCCAAGAAGAGAGAGAAGCGACAGAGGGAGCAGUCUCCUGAAGCAACAGAAGCAGGUGCUCAGGAUAGAAAAAUGGUGAAGUUGGCCCCUGGCAAAACAGCAGCAUGGCAGCCUCUCUCAGACACCAGCAUGGACCACCUGGGAGGCAUGAUGGAUUCAGUAAUAUUGUGAGUAUCAAGCAUCACC
Molecule: messenger RNA, 366 nt
Organism: Pelodiscus sinensis (Chinese soft-shelled turtle)
Lineage: Eukaryota; Metazoa; Chordata; Testudines; Trionychidae
Source: RefSeq, a predicted model, not a curated record